AUGGGUCGCAUCAGCAAGGAUGAUCGCCCCGACGCGGCAUCUUCUCAUUCGCUUCAUUCCAUCGAUGACCUGCCGCCCCCUUACACAGAUGAACCUGACUUCAUUCCUCCAGUCUCGAGCUCUAAUUCUGCCCAAAGUAUCGCUCAUUUUCCUCUUCCUCUCCACCUUCGACUGGUUGAUUCGGCUUACCUUCUUCCGGGAUGCGACCUCAAGGCCAGUGACAAGCGCGCCAUCUCAAUCGCGCCAUCCCUUUCGCGCAACAGCAAUGAGCUCUUCUAUGCUAUUCGCCGGCAGAUGAAGCUGCCCCCGCGACCACUACUUUGGAUUAAGGGCACUCAUAGUGAAUCGACCAAUGAUGGAAAGAAGAAGGGCAGCAACACUGUCACCGACUUUGAAUUUAAGCUUGAUCUGGCAGAAACCAUGUUGACUGGCUGGGAGGGCGAGCCACAGGGGAAUUGGAAAUGGUCAGAGGAGGAAGUCCUCAAUGACGGGGAUUGCAAGCCUGCUUUCCGUGGUGGAAGGCUCAAGUCUCGCACAUACAAAGCGCCGCGUCACUCGCGCAGUGAUGCGGAGGACAGUGAUGCCCUCCUCGUUUCAGAUGAAGGCCUGGAUGCCGACGAUGCUGAUGAACGACCCACUUCCAAUGAUGUGAAUCUGAAAUUGUGGUGUGAGCGGUUUUGCAAUGACCCUUCCCCCGUGAAAUCAUUCACCCUCCACCGCCAAGUAUCAGGAUUCGAUUGGAAAGCCAUGCGUAAUGUUCUUGCUUCACAUAUCCGCUCUCUCAACUACCUCGGCUCCGUCGACUUCACGUUUACUGUGGCUCAACAGUCGGUCACUAUCUACUCUCCCCAUUGGAUCAACCGUCUCCGCGCGAACCGCUACGUAUGGUGGGCGGUUGUUAUUCUCCAGCUUUGGAUUAUCACAUGGCCCAUCAUAUGGUUGCUUGAAAAACGUUACGAACUGGCUCAUACACGUUGGCAUUCUUCAUUGUCCAUUGAUCCCAACAAUCCACUUGUCAAAAAGUACGCCUGUGGUCGGGAUGAAGCCACCCUGGGAGAUUUUUGGGGGCCGGCCGUCAAACGAAUGGCAUGGAGCCAGAGGACCGGACAGGGUAAUACUCUUACAAGGAUGGAUGCGGAACAAGUCCAGGGACUGAAUACGGAUCAGCUCCUUGGUAUCCAGCGUGGUGAUUCCGAAGCAGAACGGGAGAGACGGGAGCGAGUCAAUAGUGGAGAUGCUGGAUUUGUUGAUCAUGUGGUAGGACUUGUUCGGGGAGUCGGAGAAGUAUCACAAGGCUGGAGAUUGACGGCGGGAUGGGGUGCCAAUUCUUGA
Penicillium odoratum is the source of this 1332-nucleotide messenger RNA. RefSeq lists its product as uncharacterized. The coding region runs from base 1 to 1332 and encodes 443 amino acids. The transcript has 2 exons. The record is from RefSeq and is a predicted model, not a curated record. NCBI's taxonomy places the organism in Eukaryota, Fungi, Ascomycota, Eurotiomycetes, Eurotiales, Aspergillaceae.